AUGACAUUUCCAAUAUUACCUUUGGUAUCUUCACCACAAGAUACUAAUAACAUAUCCACUUACUCAUUAGUAGGUCAAUUGUUAUUCCCAUUUGGAUCUUUCAAACCUUCAAAACAUUUUCUUCAACAAUUCCCCCAUGAUUUACAAGUUAUUGUUGAUGCAAUUACCAAUGAUAUCACUGCAGAUCAAGCUGUUGAAUUAUUAAACGUUGGUAUUAAACAAGUAUUUAUCAAAUCAUCACAGUAUCAAGAUCUUGUAGUUUUAACUGGUUUACCAAGUUCUAGAUUUGGUAUUCAAUUUGAUAGUGAUCAAGUCAAUGAAGAAAUCUUAAAUUCAAAAUCAUCAUUUAUAUUCACUCAGGAAUUAUCUAAUGAUAAAUUAAAACAAUACAAUUCCAAUGAAAAUAGAAGUAUUUAUAUCAAAGAUGAUUUAUUAUCUCAAGAUCAAGCUAAUAAAUUAGCCAUUGGUGGUUAUAUUCCAAUCAUCACCACUCAAAAUUUAACAACCAAAAAACAAGACUCAAAUAAAGUUUCAAUCUCGUCCUUAUUUGUCAGUACUUUAACUACAGACAGACCCGAUGGUCUUUAUACCACCUUAAUCACCACCCCAGCCCCAGCAUUCACCGCCUUGGGGAUCGUCUAUUCAUCCCAGGAAUCUAUCAUCGCGGCAAUUGAAGAAAAAGUCGGGGUUUAUCAAUCAAGAAAACGUCGUGAUGAAUUAUGGUAUAAGGGUAAAACUAGUGGUGCUACCCAGACUCUUGUACAAUUAUCAAGAGAUUGUGAUUCUGAUGUGGUUAAAUUUGUAGUUGAACCUAGAGUUGGAUAUGGGUUCUGUCAUCGUGAAGAUAAUUUUACUUGUUUUGGUGAUAAUCAAUUAUGUGAUGGUGAGUCUGUUGGGACUGGAUUGGCGAAAUUGGAUAAUACUUUAUAUGAUAGAUUACAGAAUUCACCAGCAGGGUCAUAUACUAAGAGAUUAUUUGAUGAUGAAGGAUUGUUAAUUGCGAAACUUAAAGAAGAAUUAGAUGAAUUGAUCGAUGCAGGACAAAAGAAUGCAAGUGAUAAGAAAUCGGAAGUUUCUUGGGAAUGUGCUGAUUUGUUUUAUUUUGCUAUGGUUUGGUGUAUUAAACAUGGAGUAAGAUUGGCUGAUAUUGAAAAGAAUUUGGAUAUUAAAUCGUUGAAAGUUUCAAGACGUAAAGGUGAUGCUAAACCAGCCUAUAUUGAGAAGAAGCCUCAAGCUACGGAAGAAACUAAAGUUGAAGAUUACAAGAUGGAAAUCAUUACAGUUGAUGACAUCAAGGCAUAUUCUGAAGAUGUUAACCGAGCCAUGACUAGACCAGUGCAAAAAACUGCAGAUAUUAUGAAAUUAGUCUUACCUAUCAUUGAAAAUGUAAAACAAAAUGGUGAUAAAGCACUUAUCGAACUCACGGCAAAAUUUGAUGGGGUUAAAUUAACUACCCCAGUAUUGCAAGCCCCAUUCCCUCAAGAAUUAAUGAAUAUUUCCGAAGACAUGAAACAAGCUAUUGAUAUUUCGAUUUCAAAUAUUGAAAAAUUCCAUUCGGCUCAAUUACCCCAACAAGAAGUCAUGACCAUUGAAACCUCUCCUGGAGUCUUUUGUUCUCGAUUCGCAAAACCAAUUGAAAAUGUUGGGUUAUAUGUCCCAGGUGGUACUGCUGUCUUACCUUCUACCGCCAUGAUGUUGGGUGUGCCUGCAAAAGUCGCCGGAUGUAAGAAUAUCAUCAUCGCCUCCCCACCGGCACGUGCUACGGGGAAAUUAACCCCUGAGGUUGUAUAUGUUGCUCAUAGAUUAGGGGCAAAAUGUAUUGUUAUGGCCGGUGGGGCACAAGCGGUUACUGCUAUGGCAUAUGGGACUGAAAGUGUACUUAAAUGUGAUAAGAUAUUAGGUCCCGGGAAUCAAUUUGUCACCGCGGCUAAGAUGUAUGUACAAAAUGAUACUCAAGCUUUAUGUUCUAUUGAUAUGCCAGCUGGUCCUUCUGAAGUAUUGGUAAUUGCGGAUGAAAAGGCGGAUGCGGAUUUUGUGGCUAGUGAUUUACUUUCACAAGCUGAACAUGGAGUUGAUUCACAAGUUAUUCUUAUUGGUGUUGGAUUAUCCCAAGAUAAGAUAAUUGAAUUUGAAGCAGCUGUCAAGAGACAAGCUGAGGUUUUACCUAGAAAAGAAAUCGUGGCUAAAUGUUUAUCCCAUUCUUAUAUCUUAUUAGUCAAAACAUAUGAAGAAGCAUUUGAAUUAUCCAAUAAAUAUGCUCCUGAACAUUUAAUUCUUCAAAUUGAAAAUGCCGGUUCUUAUGUUCCGGGAUCAAUUGAAAAUGCUGGGUCGGUAUUUGUAGGGGCAUUAUCUCCAGAAUCUUGUGGUGAUUAUUCAAGUGGGACUAAUCAUACUUUACCUACUUAUGGAUAUGCUAGACAAUAUUCAGGGGUUAAUACUGCUACGUAUCAGAAAUUUAUUACUUCUCAAGAUGUGACUGAGGAGGGGCUUAAGAGUAUUGGUAAAGCAGUGAUGACUUUGGCUGCGGUUGAAGGUUUAGAAGCUCAUAGAAGAGCUGUAGAAGUUAGAAUGGAAAAAUUAGGUUUGCUCUAA
Messenger RNA from Hemisphaericaspora subhashii, 2592 nucleotides. It is a transcript of the gene HIS4, whose product is annotated as trifunctional histidinol dehydrogenase/phosphoribosyl-AMP cyclohydrolase/phosphoribosyl-ATP diphosphatase. Gene Ontology annotation, biological process: L-histidine biosynthetic process. Lineage: Eukaryota; Fungi; Ascomycota; Pichiomycetes; Serinales; Debaryomycetaceae. The transcript has a single exon. The record is from RefSeq and is a predicted model, not a curated record. Gene Ontology annotation, cellular component: cytoplasm. The coding region runs from base 1 to 2592 and encodes 863 amino acids. Gene Ontology annotation, molecular function: metal ion binding; phosphoribosyl-ATP diphosphatase activity; phosphoribosyl-AMP cyclohydrolase activity.